This is a messenger RNA of Maniola jurtina (meadow brown), 2846 nucleotides long. RefSeq names its product ubiquitin-conjugating enzyme E2-22 kDa (gene Ubc4). The transcript is spliced from 3 exons. Gene Ontology annotation, biological process: proteasome-mediated ubiquitin-dependent protein catabolic process; protein polyubiquitination. Gene Ontology annotation, cellular component: nucleus. The record is from RefSeq and is a predicted model, not a curated record. Lineage: Eukaryota; Metazoa; Arthropoda; Insecta; Lepidoptera; Nymphalidae. Gene Ontology annotation, molecular function: protein binding; ubiquitin conjugating enzyme activity. The coding region runs from base 101 to 700 and encodes 199 amino acids.
UAAUCUGAUUUCUGAUAAUCUGUGUGACCUGUCUGCCUGCCAUCUGCAUUCUCUUCCAUUGGGCUCCCCAUAAUAAUUUUGUUAAAUUAAAUCAAACAGUAUGGAAAAUAUUGCUGCAAAACGCAUCAAAAGGGAGUUUAGAGAAGUGAUCAACAGUGAAGAGGUAGCUGGUGGUCACAUUAAGCUGGAUCUGGUGAGCGACAGCUGGACUGAGCUGCAGGGUGCUAUAGCAGGGCCACCCGACACUCCCUACGAAGGCGGCACCUUUCUGCUCGAAAUCAAAGUACCAGAGACAUAUCCAUUCAACCCACCUAAGAUCCGCUUCGUGACCAAGAUAUGGCACCCGAACGUGUCCUCUGUGACCGGUGCUAUAUGUUUAGACAUCCUCAAGGAUCAGUGGGCAGCGGCCCUCACCUUGCGAACCGUCCUCCUCUCCAUUCAAGCCCUCCUAUCGGCCGCCGAGCCGUCUGACCCGCAAGACGCGGUCGUGGCGAAACAAUACCGCGAAAGCCCACACUUAUUCCAGCUCACCGCUCGACAUUGGACAAACAUAUAUGCAGGCGGACCCACACCAAUCCGAGAGUUCAACCAGAAAGUUCAACGUCUAUUGGACAUGGGCAUAGACGAACACGACGCCAGAGUGGCACUCUCUCAUUAUAAUUGGGAGCUUGAAAGGGCUACAGAGCAGUUGUUUAGUUAGUCAUCCAAAUUUAUUAUUUAGUUUUACUUGUAUGCGUAUUAGGGUAUUUUCUAUUUGAUAGCCUGUCGAGUACUGCUCGAGAGUAAGACUGUGUGUAUUGAUUUCCUUAAGGUUCCAGCAUGGUGCCGGCUAACUGAUAAACGCAGUUGGCGAAUUGCUGAGAGAUCCUUUGAUGUUUUUCAAAAUCAAAAGACUACAAAGUUGUCGGCAUCAUCUAGUAUAAAAUAAAUUGAAAAUCGAACCUAAGUUAUUCUAAAUCACCUUCAUUUUAUCGAUAAAAGAGGAUCAAAAAUCAGUCCUAUUCAGCACUAAAUUUAUCUGUCAAAUAGAAAAUACUGCUGUGACUUAGCGAAUGAGAGAAUGUGUUAUAGAAAUCACAAAAUAUUGAAAAUUAUCUGUUCUUAGUAAAUGUGCUCCCAGACCCAAGCUUAAAAUGUUUUAUAUAAAAAAAAAAUUGUUUCAGUGUUGUCAUGUUACAUCGUCAUUUUACAUCUAACAAAAUGAAAUAUUAUUUUUAAAACUUCUGUGCACAUUGAUGUUCAGGUAUAUAAUAGGUCAUAAUAAUAAUAAUUAUUAAUGAAAGAAAUGAAAUGAAAUAAUAAAGAAAACAUUUUUGUUAAUUGUAAGAUUUUAAUCUAUUAAACUAGGCAUGUUUAUUUAUUUAUAUAUUAUACAAAUUCGAGCAGUUUUACUUUAUGUGAAUAAUUAAUUAUUAUUUAUGAAUGAAAUGAGAUAAUAAAGAAAACAUUUUUGUUAAUUGUUAGAUUUUAAACUAUUGACCAGGCAUGUUUAUUUAUUUAUACAUUAUUAUACAAGCAGCCGUUUUACUUUAUUAUAAAUUAUCUCGGACUUACUAGUCCUAAAUACAGAAACGCUUAUUGUUUAAGUGUAGUAGCUGAUAAUAAUAUUUUACACCUUUUUAUAUACUUAAAGGGAAUAAUAAUAACACUGAUCAUAAUACAAUAUAAGCUCCUUUUUGAAUGUUUUUAAAAAGGAUGCAUUGAGAAUUUUUGUGACUUUUUGUAACUUUUAAGUUAAAAACAAUGAUUAAUAGUUAUUUGUUCAACAAGAUAGCAAAAUUCAUUUUUGCUGCGAGUGCCUAGUUUGAACCCCGAGCGGGCGAAGGAUUCUAUAAUAAGUUAGAAUCUUGAGUGUAGCGAGAGGUUCAAAGGCACAAGAAACAAAAAUUUUGCUAUCGUGUGAUACAUACAACUUUUCACCUCGAUAGCGAAAAGACAAGAUUUAAGAAAAUAAUUAUUUAUUGAAACACUAAGAUAUUUUUAUAUUCAUGUAUACCUAUUACAUGUUUAUAUGAUAAAACCAGUUUCUGAGUAGAUCUUCACACUUUUAACAAAUUUCCAAUCGUUAAAUAAUUCAAAGGCUUUCAAGUAUUUUUCACGCCACUUUUCCGGAACAAAGUUUAAUUCAGCGUUAGACACUGAUUCCUUUAAUAACUGAUGGUUUUAAAUUAUCUCUAGAAUCACUCACUUUCUUAUGUUUAAAACUUUUAUAACAAUUAUCUACAAAGAAAUUAGAUAGGUAUGUUUUUAUUAAGCUUUAGACCUCAUAGACAAUUUUUCUUUUGUUUUUCCGCCAUGUUUUAUUCCUUUUUAAUCUGCGUUCGGAAUUGUGUCAAUCAUAAAAUAAAAUAUAUUAAUAAUAAAUCAAUAUUAAUUUUCUUUUACGUUUCAUGUUGUGUUACAGAAUUAUAAAGUCUAAUACACAUUUUAACAAAAAGCAAAUAUUUCAAAUAAUAAGUAGAGAGUUAAAACAAAUUUGUCGAAAUAAAAUGUAUGGGGUAUGCAAUAUUCACAACAUUUUCGAACGUGAACGAAGAAAUGCCAAUCCAAAGCAUUCUAAAAAAAUUAAUUUAUCUACGACUUACCAGGCCUGCAUGGUCUACGACCCUUGCCUUUCCUGAAGGGGAUAAAAUUAACAUCAUCAUCAUCUAAAAAAAAAAAUACUUUUUCUCACUCCAGUGAGCAAAAUUGAGUUUUGCUCACUGGUUUUAGGCAGCGAAGGCGCCCUGUUUGAGCUAGAGAGGUAAAAAGAAAAUUAUUUCUGUAUUUAAUGCUUUUUGAAGCUUAAACUAAAAUUAAUUACUACAAACAAAAUCUCAAAAAGUGCGCCACAUGCUGAAAAGUUU